This is a messenger RNA of Monomorium pharaonis (pharaoh ant), 1437 nucleotides long. RefSeq lists its product as uncharacterized. NCBI's taxonomy places the organism in Eukaryota, Metazoa, Arthropoda, Insecta, Hymenoptera, Formicidae. The record is from RefSeq and is a predicted model, not a curated record. The coding region runs from base 392 to 970 and encodes 192 amino acids. The transcript is spliced from 4 exons.
GCUUUGUAUAUAAAAACAAGGCUUGUAUAUGUAAAAUAAACUUUUUUAUGUAUUGCUCAAGAAAAUUUUCUCUGAACGGACUUCACUGGACGGUGAAUUGAGGGACUCACUAUACUCGCCACUUUCGAGACAGGCCUAUUGCCGGCCCUGGAACACAUCUACAUACAAACCGUGACGUAGCGGCGAAGCAUAGCGAAAAAAAAACUGGUUAACAGGCGGAGGGAUACAGUGUGAGAUCCACGCGCGUCAGGCGGAGUCGCUAUCUUGCCGACGAGCUGCUUCUACUAUCACUGUCUUUUGAAAUCUCGGGUUGAUAAAUAUUUCCGACCGGAAGUACUCGCGUAUCCGCGUCAAAUCGCGCCGAUCGAACGAUUCUUGCGACACAGUGAAAAUGGGUCUCAAUCCCAUGAAAUGGAAAACGAGAACUAUUUUGCAUGGCGUUCUAGGCGCUUUGGUUCUUUACACGCUAUUUGUUUAUAAGAAGAAGCAUCAAGUGAUGUUCGAGGGCAUCAUAAAUAAGUCGGAUCCUAAACUGGUGUGGGAAUUUGUAGCCGAUUUUAGCAACAUGAAAAAAUUGAACCCAACAAUAGAAGAUUUUGAUAUAAUUGAUGAAGACGGGAAUUAUGAUCACUGGAAAUAUUCUGUGCGGUACACAGAGCAUUUAAGUCACCUGCCAAUAAUCCGUAAUAUAGGAUAUGGACAUUAUGCUGUGAAACCAGAUAACAAUGGCUACGUCAUCAGUUCUAGGCAUCGGACUUGCUUCUUCUUCAAUUUGUACUGUUUGGAGACUAUUUCGCAAUUCAGAUUCGACGCGGACGGUGCGGGGGACACGAAAUGCAUUGAGACCGUGCAAUACGAAUGCCCGAUCGCAUUCUCGCCGUUGUGUCGCAGAGAAGUCAUGUAUCAGAGAGAGGAAAUCCUUAAGAGACUGAAAUUGAAGUUCGCUCUCAGCAACAAGAGAGAAAAUUAGGAAUAUCAUUGUGCAUGUACUUAGCUUACGAAAUCUAUUUUUUAAUUAAGCGACGCCAUAUUUUUAAUAUGAAUAGAUAAUAACAUUUUUAUAUUUUAAUUAAGUUAAGCGCGUACAUUUCUUAAAAAUAAUUUGGCAUUAUUUUAAUAAUUAGUCAUUAAUUAAUUCUGAUCAAGAAUUGAAUGAUUGAUAAUUGUAAAGUGUGCGCAUUUUAUGCUUUAUAAUUCACGUUAGUUUUCAAGGGAAAUUUUUUUAAUUCUUAUAUGUCGCGUAUACCGAAAUAUUUUUAAUAUAUUUUGUAUAAUGUGUUAUAACAAAUGAAUAAAUAUAUAUAUAUGUAUACAUUCUUUAAACGUUAAAUUUAAGUAUAUAAAAUUCUACAUGGUAUUAUUUUAUGGCACGUAGAAUGACUUCGAUUGAAAUUGAGAUAACUUUAUCUUUGAUAAAUUUAAUAAAUAACACUUGCA